Molecule: messenger RNA, 1557 nt
Organism: Panicum hallii
Lineage: Eukaryota; Viridiplantae; Streptophyta; Magnoliopsida; Poales; Poaceae
Product: protein BZR1 homolog 2
Exons: 2
Coding region: 191-1234 (347 amino acids)
Biological process (GO): DNA-templated transcription; brassinosteroid mediated signaling pathway
Molecular function (GO): DNA-binding transcription factor activity
Source: RefSeq, a predicted model, not a curated record
CACCCCUCGCUCCCAGCGUGCGCUUGCCUUUCCGUGUGAUCUCUUCUCGCAUCGCCUCACGCUCCCCCCCCCCCCCCAACCUCGCUCGCUCUCGCUCCUCCCACCCAAGCGAGGCGGCGACCCGGCCGGCCGGUCUCGUCCCCUUCCCCUUCCCUUCCUCAUCGAGCUCCGCUCGGUCGCUCGGCUCGGCAUGGCGAGUGGCGGGGGAGGAGGAGGCGGCGCAGGAGGGGCGCUGGGGGUGGCGGGGGCGGGGCGGAUGCCCACGUGGAGGGAGCGGGAGAACAACAAGCGCCGGGAGCGGCGGCGCCGCGCGAUCGCCGCCAAGAUCUUCGCGGGCCUCCGCGCCCACGGCGGCUACAAGCUGCCCAAGCACUGCGACAACAACGAGGUGCUCAAGGCGCUCUGCAACGAGGCGGGAUGGGUCGUCGAGCCCGACGGCACCACCUACCGCAAGGGAAGCAAGCCUCAAGAACGCAUGGAUGCAAUUGGGUGUUCCGUAUCACCAAGCCCAUGUUCGUCCUACCAACUAAGUCCACGGGCAUCAUACAAUGCGAGCCCUACUUCAUCUUCAUUCCCCAGCGGUGCAUCUUCGCCCUUCCUCCCUCCUAAUGAAAUGGCUAAUGGUAUCGAUGGCAACCCUAUCCUACCAUGGCUCAAGACAUUCUCCAACGGUACUCCAUCAAAGAAACACCCACUUCUACCACCUCUGUUGAUCCAUGGUGGCUCCAUCAGUGCUCCAGUUACUCCUCCACUAAGCUCACCAUCUGCCCGAACACCUCGGAUGAAGACAGACUGGGAUGAAUCAGCCGUCCAGCCUCCAUGGCACGGUGCCAACAGCCCCUCUAUAGUCAACUCCACCCCACCCAGCCCUGGGAGAUCGAUGGCGCCUGAUCCAGCAUGGCUUGCCGGUAUCCAAAUCUCAUCGACCAGUCCGAAUUCCCCUACAUUUAGCCUCGUGUCCACUAAUCCAUUCAGCGUCUUUAAAGAAUCUAUCCCAGUUGGCAACUCAUCAAGGAUGUGCACGCCGGGGCAAAGCGGCACAUGCUCCCCUGCGAUCCCGGGCAUGCCACGUUCCUCGGAUGUUCACAUGAUGGAUGUCGUCUCAGAUGAGUUUGCUUUCGGAAGCAGCACGAACGGCCCGCAGCAGGCUGCUGGACUGGUGAGGGCGUGGGAAGGCGAGCGGAUCCAUGAGGACUCUGGAUCGGAUGACCUGGAGCUUACCCUGAAGCUCUAGGGCGGGAGCUGAUGCUUAACAUCGCUAACUUUGAGGAAUUGUUGCUGUUGUUGUUAGUGUAUUUCUUAUUGUUGAUUAGUUCCUAAUGGAGACCAAUUGUGUGGUUCCAUUGAGAUAGCUUCACUUGUUGUGGUGAUAAUUAUGGCAAGGGGAGAAAGCGUAGAGGUGAAGGGCUUGCCUGGUUCGGGCAAAAUCAGCUCAGAUGUAUUAGCCCGGAGCCAUGGACAGAUGUCGGCUGUUGCAUAAGCUUCCUUGUGCUGUUGUUGUGACAAUUGUAAAUUAAUGUCAGAAGUCAUUCAGAAAUCUGUGAAGCAUUUAGCUCA